AUGGCUUGGAAGACUUCAAUGAGUACAUUCAUCGGCGAACGAGUUCACACAAUCACCUUGAUUGUCAUGUCGACCGCUGCUCUCAGUCCAAAAGAGUAUGCACAACCAUCAAAAUCAACCUGUCGACCGCUGCUCUCAGUCCAAAAGAGUAUGCACUACCAUCAAAUUCAACCUGUCGACCGCUGCGCUCAGUCCAAAAGAGUAUGCACAACCAUCAAAGUCAACCUGUCGACCGCUGCUCUCAGUCAAACAGAGUAUGCUCAACACCCUGAACUCAACCUGUCGACCGCUGCUCUCAGUCAAACAAGAGUAUGCACCACCAGCCGAACUCAACCUGAAGUCUAUCAGAAUGUGAAAGUUACUCAAUGUCUUCCGUCACGCUACUCUCAGUCAACCAGAGUAUGCACGACAAGCCAAUCUCAAGCUGAAGUCAAGAAAUGCGACAUUCUUCAAAAUUUGCCAACCACUGCUCUCGCUCCAAUAGAGCAUAUUGCAUUCAAGCCGAGCUCGACCCGAAGUCACCCAAACACUCAAGGUCCUCAAGACCUACUGGCGACCACUCCAACGGAGCAUCCAAAGCUCAAGCUGUCUUCAACCAAGAUUCGUCAUGGGUUCCAAGUCCCUGAGAUCUCCUGUGAUCAUCGCUCUUCAUCAAACAGGGCAUCAACAACCUUACCCACUGUGUUCAGCCUGGACUCCAUCAAGAUUUCAAGACCACCAAAUCAAAUCAAAACCUAUCAAAUUCAAGGUUCUCGAAAGCUGUCGACUGCUGCUGUCACUUCAUCAGAGCAGGUACGAAUUGAACGGUGCCAACCUGACAACCCUCAAACUCAAGGUCCUCGAGACCUUCUGUCGACUGCUGCUCUCGUUCUAUGA
Messenger RNA from Fonsecaea multimorphosa CBS 102226, 876 nucleotides. RefSeq lists its product as uncharacterized. The record is from RefSeq and is a predicted model, not a curated record. The coding region runs from base 1 to 876 and encodes 291 amino acids. The transcript has a single exon. Lineage: Eukaryota; Fungi; Ascomycota; Eurotiomycetes; Chaetothyriales; Herpotrichiellaceae.